This is a messenger RNA of Homarus americanus (American lobster), 682 nucleotides long. RefSeq lists its product as uncharacterized. NCBI's taxonomy places the organism in Eukaryota, Metazoa, Arthropoda, Malacostraca, Decapoda, Nephropidae. Gene Ontology annotation, molecular function: single-stranded DNA endonuclease activity; nucleic acid binding; RNA endonuclease activity. The record is from RefSeq and is a predicted model, not a curated record. Gene Ontology annotation, biological process: apoptotic DNA fragmentation. Gene Ontology annotation, cellular component: mitochondrial inner membrane; nucleus.
AGACCUGGGCGCUAAAGACUUCCCAAGUAAAAAGUCUCCUCCCUUCAAAGAAACCAAGUUUUUCCCAGACGUUGAAGAACACUACACUAAUUGGAACAAGAACAAUGCAAAGGCAGGUCUUGUCAUAUCAAGGGGUCACCUCGCACCAAACGGAGACUUUGUGCUGAGGGCUGAGAUGGAUGCUACUUACUUUCUAGUCAACGCCGUCCCUCAAUGGGAGAAACUCAACAUAGGAGUAUGGGAAGCUGUAGAGAAUGUCGUGAGGAAGCGGAAUACCAAGCUGGAAGUGUGGACGGGCACUUACGGGGUACUGGAGCUACCCCAACCAAUCUUCCUCAACCCAAAAAACACUGUGCCUGUGCCCGCCUACAUAUGGAAGAUGAUCUACGACCCUGGCCAACAGUCUUCUGAGCUCAUAGUUUCGGUCAACGACAUCACUGGAAAAGGAACUCUUACAGGAGCAAAACUGAAUGUCGCCCCAUUUUGUACUGACGUGAAGAAUGCAAAGUGUGCGUGUUUUCCAUGCCCAAACCUGAAUGUGAAAGUAAAUAAAAUAUUCUGUUGCCGCGCCAAUGACCUCAGAAAUACCAUCAAGUACCUACCUACAGUCCAGGGCACUCCUGGAGCAGGCUAAAGGAGUUAUUAACAUAUCUCACUAAACAAUACGUUACACUAAAUGUUA